Messenger RNA from Oncorhynchus gorbuscha (pink salmon), 693 nucleotides. Its product is annotated as sarcolipin-like. Gene Ontology annotation, molecular function: enzyme regulator activity. Lineage: Eukaryota; Metazoa; Chordata; Actinopteri; Salmoniformes; Salmonidae. The transcript has a single exon. Gene Ontology annotation, cellular component: membrane. The record is from RefSeq and is a predicted model, not a curated record. The coding region runs from base 1 to 96 and encodes 31 amino acids.
AUGGACCAGUCUGUGCAGGAGCUGUUUCUGAACUUCACAGUAGUCUUGAUCACUGUGCUGCUCAUGUGGAUCCUAGUCAAGACCUACCAGGCCUGAACCACCAGGGGACAGAUACAGGGGGAGAGAGAUGAAGGGCUGAGAAAUGGUGGAACUGGGUGGUACAUUUCAAUCCAGUUACUGCAGUUGCAAACAAUCUUGAAAGCUUACUGGGCGACAGGUAGCCUAUUGGUUAGAGAAGUGGGCCAGCAGCCCGGGUUGCUGGCAUCAUCCUAGAUGCCAUUGCCUGCUGUUGUGUCCUUGAGCGAGGCACUUGACCCCCUACAAUUUCUCUGCGGCUGAUCCAUGCGUCUGACCUAUUGCUUCCAGUCCCUCGUCUGUGUUUGUCUCAGGGGUUUGGGGUGUGAGCAUAAAGAGACAUUUCCAUUAACGGACCACAUAGCGAAUGGACAAUAUAGCGAACGGACAAUAAAAUACAAUACAUCUUAUAUUAUCUUAACUCUGAAACAUAGCAGUUGCACAUGGUCCCUGAGAAAUGAAGUGAAUACAAGAAAUGGAAAGGUAUAGAUAUAGCUUCACUGCUUCAGCUGUUUGAUAAGAAAGACAUGCAGUUCCUCACUCCUGCCUCUUAGAGGGACUGUAGUGUUGGAGAUGAGUUGGCAAGCAUUCUGUUUACAUGCUCUACAAUAAAAAGAA